CAGUGCGAUGCCGCCCGCCGCCGCUGCCGCCGCUUCCUGCGCCUCGGCGCUCGUGUUGCUCCUGCUGGCCGCCGUCCCAGCCGACUGCGGACGCACUGGUCUAUCUGCCCUGGUGAGCCUCGAGGUGUCAAGCGCAGUCGACGCCGCUGUCGAGGCCCUGCCAGAGGGAUCCUGCCGCUCGGACGCCACCAACCUUCUGGAUGCUCUGCGCAAUGGCUCGGAAGACGCUCUGCGCGUGCUGGACGCGACAGGAAAACCCGGUUCGUCCAUCCUGCGCGGCAACUUGCGGCUGUUGGGAGACUUCGACGAGUGUGUGGCGAUGCCCGCGUCGCGCUACUGCCUGGCGGACGUGCGCCUGCCCGCGCCCGCAGACAUCGACAACGCGACGGCCCGCCUCCUCAGCAUAGCCACAGCGGGGCGCUGGCUCUUUGAGGACAUCCCUCGCAGAUCUGGUCCAAUGGUCCUUCCAAUUUUCUCUUUGACUCAAUGGGGAAUAUGUGUUCCCAUAUCUUGUGAUCCUGAUGAAGUCUCGGCAUUUGUCACAAGUUUUUUAGAGAACCUGUGUGGCUUAAAGCUGACAAUAGAUGUUCCACAUGGAGCAUGCACUUCCAAAUUGCCAUCACUGAGCACAGCAGACAUUGUAAUUCUGUCAACUAUAUUGGUGGUGAUCAUUUUUAUAGUUUUGUGUACAUUCUGGGACCUUGUAGUGAGAUCCUGCCAAAAGCAUAAUGAAGAGGAAAAAGCAUCUAACUCACUAGCUAACUUAGCAAAAGGAAUGUCAUUGUGUAGCAGCUGGAAGAAUCUCUGGAACAAUCAUCGCACAAAUAGUUCCAUUGCAUGCAUUGAUGGUAUCCGUGCUUUCAGUGCUCUGUGGGUUAUUAUGACCCAUAAAAUUCUCCAGAUGUCACAGGAACCAUGGGUCAAUAAAGUUAUUCUCCUUGAGUCAACACGUGACAUACCAAAGAUGCCACUUCUGAACAGUAUGAUUAAUGUAGAUUCAUUCUUUCUGAUAAGUGGGAUGCUUCGUGCAAUGAAUUUCAUGAGAGAUGUGCAACAACGUGGUGGAUUUUGGAUUGCCACAGGAAUUCUGCAGAGGCUCCUCAGGUUAACACCAGCAUAUGCAGUGGUGCUUGCAGUAUAUGCAUGUCUGUUACCAUAUUUUGGUUCUGGGCCUGAGUGGAAUGCUCAAGUCGGUUACAACUCAAAAAUGUGUAAACAACACUGGAUGUUCAAUAUAAUGUAUGUUAAUAACUACAUAAACUAUGAAAAUAUGUGUAUGUUACAAUCAUGGUAUUUGUCUGCUGACAUGCAACUAUUUGUUUGUGCACUCAUUAUACUGAUACCACUGUACUACUGGCACAAAAUUGGUGAACUGCUGCUGGGACUGGUUAUUUUUGUGUCAGUAGCACUGCCAUUCGCUACUGUUCUCAUCCGACGGCUUCCUGGUCUCUACCAGCCCACCCAGCCGGAUGAUCAGCUUUAUGAAUAUAUGCGUGAUGUUUAUAUGGCAACACACAACAGGAUGACACCAUAUCUUGUCGGACUGGCUCUAGGCUACUUGCUCCAUAGGAUUAAGGGCCAGCCUGUUACUAAAAGUAAGGUACUCAUUGGUGUUGGCUGGACAGUGAGCCUGUUAGUACUGGGUGCAGUAGUGUGGGGGCCAUACCACCUGCUCCAGGAAUGCGCUAGCCUUACAACAACUACACUGGAGUCUGCUGCCUAUGCUGCUCUACAUCGAUUCACUUGGGCACUUGCCCUUGGAUGGAUUAUCAUUGCAUGUUACCAUAAUCUCCGAUUUGGAGUUAUAGGUGAUGCUGUCAAGGGCAUUCUGGAGAGCAGUACAUGGCAACCACUGAGUCGACUUUCAUAUUGCAUCUUUCUGACACAUAUUGCUGUCUUACUCAUCAAUAGUGGAAGAAUACGAACACCAAUCUUCAUGGAUGAGUUUCUUCUGAUGCACAGUUAUGCUGGAGAUCUGGCCAUUGUAUUGUUAAUAUCAAUGGCUCUCCACCUAUUUGUUGAAGCUCCUUCACUUUUUCUGGCUCGAACCAUUUUCAGCCGUCAAGGAAACCAACAGCAGUCUUCAAAAAUAGCGAAAAAUCAAACACCACAUCAAAAAAAUACAGUAGACCAGAAGAAAAAACAACAGAGGUGGCAGCAUGUGUCCCCUACAGACAUUCCAACAUCAAGAGAAUGCCCUGUUGGUCAGCCAUAGUACUUUACUCAAGAUCUUGGCAAAGUAUCUCUGCACUGUAGAAACAUUAUCUCCAUCUACUAUUUACCUGCCUAGUGAUGAAGGGUAAACUUGUGCUAGAAUGUAUUUUGACAUAACUGUCCAUUGUGACAACUCUGCAGUGUUGUUCAUAUAAACAAAAAGAAUCUACUAGAAACCCAAGAACAUUUUAUCUAGUAUGAUAACACUCUGUAAAUAGAACUGUUGAAAUUUCUAGUCUCAUUUAUUCACUGUAAUGUCAAUAGUUUUCAUUUGAUCACAUGCUAUGUAUUACUGACUAUGAAAAUUUAUAACUGAGUUGAGUGGUAUUGGAACACUUCAAAUGAAAACAAUCUCUUCAUAUCAUAGACACAUUAUUACUAGCAACAUUGCGUGGAAAGCAAAUGAAUUACUGUGCACUUGCAUAAAUUAAUAUUGUUAUUGUAGGGAAUUAAUGUCUGCUUAUUUUAAUUACAACUAAAAAUAUAAUAUUUAUAAAUUGUGGGCCUCAUAACCAACUUUCUGCAAUAUGUAAAUUUAAGUUGUUUUCUGCUGAAAAUUUUUUAAUCUUUUCUAACCUGCAAGACAUCAAUAUCUUGCCAGUUGUCUUACAAGUUAACUGCACUUGUUGUUGUUGGCAGUAAGCCAAAAUCAUUUUGUGUUAUAUUAUUAUGACUGAUGUUUAAAUCCUAUGUGAGCUGCAAAAUACAAGGGAAAUGACAGAAAAUGUUAAAUGAUACAAAUUGCAGCAGGACAAAAUCCCAAGACAUGCUUAAUGGUAAAUAUUUCUUACUACAGUAUGCAUGUAGGCUGUAUGUCAAACUUUUACUGCUUAUGUUUACAAAAGCAAACUUUUAUUUUGGAUUAAUAUUUAACUAUCAUAGUUUUAAUACCUGCAGAUAAAGAUACUUAUAAAAUUGGCUAACCUCCAUUCUGUGAAGACUGAUAAAAUAGAGCUGUAAAUAAUAUUGUAUGACUCUGUAAUCUAAUAGUAAGUGUUGUAGUGUUUCUUAACAUUGUAUGAUAAAGCACUAUAUUGAAACUGAAAUCACAUAUACAGACAGACAAUUCUGGUUUUGAAAGAAGUAACAGAUUUGGUGGAGCAGGCAAGCUUCUUCAGCACAAGAUUUCUUUUGAUGAGAGUGAGAUAGCCAGACAAGAGAAGAACAAAGGUCAGAGACAAGAGGAUAUUAGUGGAAAGACAGAUAAUAUGUACUACAUAUAAACAAAAGCACAUCAGACACAAAGAGGAUCUUUGUGUUGGACUACACCUUUUUCCUCUUUUUGACAUUGUAUCAACAGCACACAAUACCUUGGACAUUGUAAACUUGUGCCAUGUAGCUCUGCACACAAGAGACAGAGGCAUUAUGAUAUGAAUACAGUCAGCUUCCCAACAUUGUGAGAACUAUCUCAUUUUUUGGUAUACAUGCAUCAUAAUUCCUCUUUGAUUCAGUUUUAGAAAAUGUUUAUGAAUGUGCUCUGAUUAUACUCUGUUGCUUGUUACAGACAAAAAAUGUUAUUGUUGUAUGAAUUGAUAGACAGCUCAGGGUAUUUGUCUGCACAUGGUGAAGAAAUAAGAUUGCGGUGUGUGAAUAUUGAUAAUUUUUCUUACAUGUUGCAUUAAAUGUUUCAUAUUACAAUUAUCUUUUGUGUUUUUAUAAUUUUGUCCUUUUUAUCAAGAUAUUAUACUUAGUCUUUUAACUAUACGGUGUUUUGUGAAAUGCUCAUAGCUUAUGCUUUUUUGCAGACAGGUAUGGAACACAAUAGGAGAAAGUGAUAUAACUUAGAAGGAAAAGUAAUCAAGUCACAAUAUACCUUUAUUUUGGUAGCAGAGAAUUAUUAUUUAUCAUUGUUGUUAUCUGGUCUUCAGACUAAAGGCUGGUUUGAUGCAGUGUCUGCCAUACCCUCCCAUCUAAGCUAAAUAUACAACUGGGACAGUGAUAUUACUUUAAAAAAUUAACACAUCAGGUUACGGCUGUAAGAAAAUACAUAAUUUAUUGAAUAAUUAGCUGUUAAAGUUUAUUGUCAUGGGUUGAUGAGAGCUUUGGAUUUUAAUAAAAACUGAGAAGUGGAACACCAGUUUCCAAAAAACUUUAUAGGCAACUGCUUUCAAAAUUUCCAUAAAAAUUGAUUAAACUGGUACACAUUUGUGUCACAACUGUCUUAUAACUGCUACACAACAAAUUCACAACUUGGCAUUGCACUGGCUCUUAUAUAUAUAAAGAACAACAGAAUACUUUACAUUAAUUAUUGCUAUUCAUACAUUAACCCAUUUACAAUGAGUAAUUAAAUAGUCACAACUUUAAAGUAUAUCACCAAGCUCUGUAUAAACAACAUUAAUUUUGGUGUAUAAAAAAAUUUAACUUUAUGUUUUAACAAUUGCCUUUGAAGUAGUAGUAGUAGUUUCCAUCAUCUGUAGAUCAAUUUUCAAGGAUAUUUGCCUUGUCAUGGUAUUAUAGUUUAAGAACAAUAAAAGUAACAUAGUUCGUAUAUGCAGGCUGAAACCACUUCCAUCACAAUUAACCAUUACCUUGUGCAACUGUGAAGCAUAAAUUUACAAAUUAAUGUACUAUGGGAUUUAAAUAUUAAAUAGAAUGUUGCCAGAUUGUGUAUUUUAUGCUUGUGGCAUAGGUAAGUGCUCCAAACUUAAUUUUAAAGAAAUUGAAUACUCAUCUUUCACUAAUGCCCUCUGUAGGAAAUGUUCUCAUUGUCUGGAGACAGCAAGGUUUGUGAUUUAUGAGAACGUAGACAAUGUAUUGAUCUGUACUUUAGAUUUAUUGAUCUUCAUUCCUUGUUGACUUUUAGUGCAUAUUUUCCCAAAGUAACACUCAUCUGAAACGAUGUCACAAUUUUAACAAAACGGAAGAUGACAUUGUGAAAAUUUUCACAAUCAAUCACCGAACGUUACUGCAAAUCACUGCAUGUUACAAUCUGAAGAAAACUAAAUUGAUGAGACAAAGAAUUGUGCUCCAGCAUGCAUUUCAGAAACAAAAAAUAUUGAUGUAGUGUGUCUGCUAUCUAUGAACUGUUUACAAAGAAACAGAAAAUUAGACAGUCUGAUCUGGUAUGUAUUUAGUAGUACUUAUAACCUAUGUAUGCCUGCCAGAAUGUUGUGGAUACUUCCACUGUCACAUUAAUUAUUUUACUGACUUUUCUAUUAAUCUAAAUUUAAACAAAAUUGUAUGUUCUCAUGUGUGGAAAAAAUCAAAGACCAAAAAUAGUCAAAAUAGAUACGUUAAACACUUACGUUUUGAAUAGUGAAGUUUGUGAAAUGGCAUGCCUAUAAAAAAGUUGUUUAUAUUUUGCAAGUAAGUGAUUUUAGAUUAAUUAAAAUUGUUUUUCAUGAAGCUAACUACUGUUUCAUAAACAAAAAAUAAUCAAUUGAAUAAUGAAUAUGAACUUGUAGUCUGUGAAGUGGCCUGGGGUGAAGAGC
Molecule: messenger RNA, 5645 nt
Organism: Schistocerca gregaria
Lineage: Eukaryota; Metazoa; Arthropoda; Insecta; Orthoptera; Acrididae
Product: O-acyltransferase like protein-like
Exons: 14
Coding region: 8-2215 (735 amino acids)
Molecular function (GO): acyltransferase activity, transferring groups other than amino-acyl groups
Source: RefSeq, a predicted model, not a curated record